Molecule: messenger RNA, 237 nt
Organism: Mesocestoides corti
Lineage: Eukaryota; Metazoa; Platyhelminthes; Cestoda; Cyclophyllidea; Mesocestoididae
Source: the annotation of a GenBank genome assembly
AUGUCUGUGAACUACACAAAAGCUGGGGAUGAAGGGGAAACAAGGACACUUCCCACAGUGGUUGUCGGAAAGAAACACCGCAGUCGCCCACGUGAGUUGGAAUUUUCACACGUUCUCUUGAUGUGCUACGCCAAGCAAGGCACAGUGUUUAUCGACGGCGAGAAGCCCGCUGCUCGUGUCAACCUCGACCAAGCACCACUUAAACAUUCCGCUUGCAUGCACACAAUGGUGGAUUAG